Messenger RNA from Camellia sinensis, 3166 nucleotides. RefSeq names its product Protein kinase superfamily protein (gene CTR1). Gene Ontology annotation, biological process: protein phosphorylation. Gene Ontology annotation, molecular function: ATP binding; protein serine/threonine kinase activity. The record is from RefSeq and is a predicted model, not a curated record. NCBI's taxonomy places the organism in Eukaryota, Viridiplantae, Streptophyta, Magnoliopsida, Ericales, Theaceae.
AAACCCCUCUCUUCUUUCACUCCGACAACACUACCGAGCGAAAUUCUAGUGAGAGAGAGAGAGAGAGUGCGAAAUUCUAGAAAGAGAAAGUGCACGAACCCAGACCUGUAACAAUGGCGGCCUCUAGGUUUUUGUGAAGAUUUCAAUUUUUAUUUUUUAAUUUUUUUUUUAACAAUGGAGAUGCCUGGUAGACGAUCGAAUUACACUCUGUUGAGUCAGGUUCCGGACGACCACAACCACCAGCCGCCGGGCGGCGGAGCUGGUCCGUACUACGAGUCGUUGUCCGGGGAGAAGAACAAAGGAAAGGGAGGAGGAGAGAGAGGUUUUGAUUGGGACUUGAUUGAUCACCGCCGGAUCGGGGCGGCGUUUCAGGCUCCGAUCGCGUUGCAGAGACAGUCGAGUGGGAGUAGCUUUGGCGAGAGUUCUAUGUCUGGGGAGUUCUAUGUGCCUUCUGUUGCUGAUAGCCAUAGCCACUUGCAUGACGAUGUGUUCAAGGUUGGCGGUGGUGGCGAUUUCAGGUUCAAGGCGGCGGAGAUUGGCGGUGGGGGGUCUUCGUCGUCGAGGAGCUGGGCGCAGCAGACGGAGGAGAGUUACCAAUUGCAGCUGGCUUUGGCGCUUCGAUUGUCAUCCGAAGCUACUUGUGCUGAUGAUCCCAAUUUCUUGGAUCCAGUGCCAGAUGAAUCCGCAUCACUCUCAUUCGCUUCGUCUGAUUCGGUUGAGUCUGUGUCCCACCGAUUCUGGGUGAAUGGCUGCCUAUCAUACUCGGACAGAAUUCCCGAUGGGUUUUAUUUAAUUCAUGGGAUGGAUCCGUAUGUCUGGACUGUAUGCACUAAUCUGCAAGAGAAUGGCCGUAUUCCAUCAAUUGAAUUGCUAAAGGCUGCUGAUCCUAGAAUCGAUUCUUCAAUUCAAGUAAUUUUGAUUGAUCAGCAUAGUGAUCCUAGCUUAAAAGAACUACAGAACAGGAUUCAUCGGGUCUCCUGCAGUUGUGUCACUACAGAAGAAGUUGUUGACGAGCUUGCAAAGAUCAUCUGCAAUCGCAUGGGGGGUGCAGCUUCAACUGGAGAAGAUGACUUUCUUCCCGCCUGGAAGGAGUGCAGUGAUGAUCUUAAGGAAAGUUUACGAUCUACCGUGCUUCCAAUUGGUAGCCUUUCUGUUGGUCUUUGCAGACAUCGUGCUUUGCUAUUCAAAGUGCUGGCUGACACAAUUGAUUUACCAUGUCGAAUUGCCAAGGGCUGCAAAUAUUGUAAGAGAGAUGAUGCUGCCACUUGUCUUGUUCGCUUCGGCCCUGACAGAGAAUGUCUAGUUGAUUUAAUUGGGAAGCCAGGAUGUUUGUGUGAACCUGAUUCUUUGUUGAAUGGUCCAUCUUCCAUCUUGAUUUCUUCACCAUUGUGCUUCCCCCGAUUCAGACAAGUUGAACCUCCAAUUGAUUUCAGAUUAGUGGCCAAACAAUUUUUCUCAGACUUUGAAUCACUGAAUAUUGUAUUCGAUGACUCUUCCACAGGUACUGUUGAUGGGGAUACUGGAGACUCGACAUAUCCCAAGCAAUCUGAUAGGCAGUGCAUGGAUAGACACAAUCACGUGCCUAGUCCAAGCAACAGCAAUGAAAGCCAUGAUAGGGAUUUGCAGCUGCUUAAAUCAAGUAAUCCUCAUACUAUUAUAAGCUCAACAAACAUGGUCAAAGAUCCAGUCCCUCUAAAGCAUUUCCCGCCAAUUGGUCAUAGAGAAGUUCAACCACUUGUAGGCUUGUCUGAUCCAAGGGGAAAUGCAAAAGAUUUGAGGUUUGUUGAGGGAGGUCAAAUGGUUCCAAGGCAACCAAGUAAAAAACUAUCCCUUGAUGUGGAAGAUUUGGACAUUCCAUGGAGUGACCUCGUUCUGAAAGAGAGAAUUGGAUCAGGUUCUUUUGGUACUGUCCAUCGUGCUGAUUGGCAUGGCUCGGAUGUGGCUGUGAAGAUUCUUGUGGAUCAAGACUUUCAUCCAGAGCGAAUCAAUGAAUUUGUAAGGGAGCUCGCAAUUAUGAAAUGCCUGCGGCACCCAAAUAUUGUUCUUUUCAUGGGUGCUGUUACUCAGCCCCCAAACUUGUCCAUAGUAACAGAAUAUCUAUCAAGAGGCAGUUUAUAUAGGCUUUUGCAUAAACCUGGUGCAAAAGAAGUAUUGGAUGAGAGGCGUAGGUUGAGUAUGGCUUAUGACGUGGCAAAGGGAAUGAAUUAUCUUCAUAACCGCAAUCCUCCCAUUGUUCAUCGAGAUUUGAAGUCUCCAAAUCUUUUGGUUGACAAAAAAUAUACAGUGAAGGUCUGUGAUUUCGGUCUUUCCCGCUUAAAAGCAAAAACAUUCCUUUCAUCAAAGUCAGCGGCAGGAACUCCUGAAUGGAUGGCACCAGAAGUUCUCCGUGAUGAACCAUCAAAUGAAAAGUCAGAUGUGUAUAGCUUUGGCGUGAUAUUGUGGGAACUUGCUACGCUGCAACAACCUUGGAGUAAUUUAAAUCCAGCACAGGUUGUAGCAGCGGUUGGAUUUAAGUACAAGAGGCUUGAGAUUCCAAGCGAUUUAAAUCCUCAAGUAGCUUCAAUAAUUGAAGCUUGUUGGGCCAAUGAGCCCGUGAAACGGCCUUCCUUUUCCAGUAUCAUGGAAACCUUAAGGCUGUUGAUUAAAUCUCCGUCACCUCAACCAAUUCAUGCAGACAUGCAAUUACUUACAUGAAGCUGUACAAGAUGUGGGAAUUUUAGUUAUGCACAUAUAUAUCAUUCUUUGGCGAUCCGAUUUUUGGCGAGACAUGCUGUUCGUAUAAUCUCAGGACCUUUUUUUUUGUACAUAUAGUUCUGUUCGCAUUCCUUUGAGAAUAUUGAUUUUUAUGCAAGCCAGGAAGCUGCUGCUGUUGUUCUUUGAGGAGAUCGUUUUCCGCAUUUCCAUAUAUAUAUAUAUAUAUAUAUGUAUGUAUCCUUUUCUGAGAAAGAUUAUUGCUUCCUCAAGUGAUUUUGUGAUUCAAAUGCCGGCAUGUCAUGUGCAAUCUGUCUGCACAUAAUUUUGUAUGUAUGCAUUAGUAUUGUAACUGAGAUCAGCUAAGAAGAGUCGAACUUACUGGCAUUGCACAUUGCUUGAGUGGAUGUGUCAUAGCUAUUACCAUUGUAUACACAUUUGAAAGGUUAUCAAUUGGCUCAAAUUUCUCUCUGCA